Messenger RNA from Trichoderma aggressivum f. europaeum, 1959 nucleotides. RefSeq lists its product as uncharacterized. Gene Ontology annotation, molecular function: nucleoside transmembrane transporter activity; symporter activity. The transcript is spliced from 2 exons. Gene Ontology annotation, cellular component: plasma membrane. The coding region runs from base 1 to 1959 and encodes 652 amino acids. Lineage: Eukaryota; Fungi; Ascomycota; Sordariomycetes; Hypocreales; Hypocreaceae. The record is from RefSeq and is a predicted model, not a curated record. Gene Ontology annotation, biological process: nucleoside transmembrane transport.
AUGGCUGAUUCGUCAAAACCCGCUGCCGACCCGGCUCCCUACCACGAUGCCACCGAGGGCGUCCACCACAACCCGGAUCCCGCCCUGGAGCCCGCUCACCAGCACCAGCAUCACCACAAGCAUCACUCGGACCGGGUCGACGCUGCCGGCCAUGACGAUGCCGUCUACACAAAGGGCACCAACCUGGACGCGACGCUGGUGCCCGUCCAGGACCACACCCACGACGUGCGCAGCAUCGACAAGGAGCACAUUCACACGCCGCCCGACUACAGCGACCACGAAAAGGUCGGCCAGACGGGCAUCGUGCGCACGGGCAUCGACCCGGACGAGACGGGCUCGCAGCGCCGCUGGUACUUUGGCGUGCCCUACCGCUACUUCCGCGCCUUUGUCCACAUCUUCAUCUUCCUGCUCUUCACCGGCUGGUGGAUUGCGUCGCUGAUCCUGCACCGCGACGACAAGAACUGGGUCAUUCCCUUCCUGCUGUGGCUGGCCAUCUCCAUCCGCCUCUUCUUCUUCCACGUGCCCGUGCGCUACCUCUCCAACGCCAUCAAGUGGGUGUGGCAGCGAACGGCUCUCGUCGUCUACGACCGCAUCCCCGAGAAGCUGCGCACUCCCGCCGGUGCUGUCGUGGCCCUCGCCACCGUCCUUGUUGGCUCCUUCGCCUCCGAGGAGAGCGCCGACAACACGCGCGCCAACCGUGCCGUCAGCUUGUUUGGCAUGCUCGUUAUCCUCUUUGGCUUCUGGAUCACCAGCAACUCCCGCAAGCACGUCAACUGGCGAACCGUCAUCGGCGGCAUGCUGGGCCAGUACAUCAUUGGUCUCUUUGUCCUGCGAACCGGCGUCGGUUACGACAUCUUCAAGUUCAUUGCUGAUCGUGCCGGCGACUUGCUCGGCUUCGCUCACGAUGGUGUUGCCUUUUUGACCACCCCCGACGUGGCCGCGCUCCCCUGGUUCUUCUUUGGCGUCAUCCCCGCCAUCAUCUUCUUCAUCUCCCUGGUGCAGGUCUUGUACUACAUUGGCUUCAUCCAGUGGUUCAUCAAGAAGGUGGCCAUCUUCGUCUUCUGGGCUCUCAAUGCCUCCGGUGCCGAGGCCGUCGUCGCUGCCGCCACCCCCUUCAUCGGCCAGGGAGAGUCUGCCAUGUUGGUCCGUCCCUUCGUCCCCCACAUGACCAAUGCCGAGCUUCACCAGGUCUUGACCUGUGGUUUCGCCACCAUUUCCGGCUCCGUCCUGGUUGGCUACAUUGGUCUUGGUCUCAACGCCGAGGCGCUCGUCUCCUCUUGCAUCAUGUCCAUCCCCGCCUCCCUCGCCAUCUCCAAGCUUCGCUAUCCCGAGACCGAGGAGACUCUCACCGCUGGCCGUGUCGUCAUCCCCGACGACGACGAGCACAAGGCUGAAAACGCCCUGCACGCCUUUGCCAACGGUGCUUGGCUCGGAAUCAAGAUUGGUGGCACCAUUAUUGCCUCGCUGCUCUGCAUUCUCGCGGCCGUCGGUCUCAUCAACGGCCUCCUUACCUGGUGGGGUCACUACAUCAACAUCAACCACCCUACCUUGACUCUCCAGACCAUUCUGUCCUACAUCUUCUACCCGGUUGCUUUCCUGCUUGGUGUUCCUCGAGACGGCGAUCUCCUCAGGGUUGCCAAGCUCAUUGCCGAGAAGGUCAUCACCAACGAGUACAAUGCCUUCAACGCCAUGGCCACCGACCCAUACUACGCCGACAUGUCUCCUCGCUCCCAGCUCAUUGCCACCUACGCCCUCUGCGGCUUCGGCAACAUUGGCUCCCUGGGUAUCCAGAUUGGUAUUCUGAGCCAGCUGGCCCCGUCCCGUGGUGGUGACGUCUCCCGACUUGCCCUUUCUGCCCUCAUCGCUGGUGUCUUCUCAACCUUGACCUCGGCCUCCGUCGCUGGUCUUGUCGUUACCACCCAGCUCUCCCACUUUACCAGGCCUCCGGCGUCUGGUUAG